Molecule: messenger RNA, 1995 nt
Organism: Seminavis robusta
Lineage: Eukaryota; Bacillariophyta; Bacillariophyceae; Naviculales; Naviculaceae
Source: the annotation of a GenBank genome assembly
AUGAAGUUUCUCGGUUCCGCUCUUGCGGUUUUUGUCGCUUCGGCCUCUUUGAUCUCGCCCACUUCCUCUUGGUCGACCCUGUCCCACCCAGUCAGGACCAAUGCGAUUGCCACUACUUCCAAGUCUUUUUCUGCCUCCUCUUUUCGUCUCUUUUCGGCAUCAGCUGUGGAACCCACUGUUGACAACAUUUCCAAGUACAAGGUAUCACCGGGUUUGCAUUCAAUGGAAGAUGGCGAAGAAGCACAAUCCAAGAUUUCCAUUCCAGCAGCUGCUAGCGUAUUUGUGGCAACCGUCGGUACCUUUGCCAUGAACAACUACAACUUCAUGAGUAUUGGAGCUGUUGGAGCGUCAGGUUUGACCGGUCUCCUUGCUGCACUGGUCUUGCCUGAGCAGUUGGCAAUUGCGGCGCUCUGCGGAUCAUUCGCUGGAAUGGCAAAACUUGCUGUCAUUCCAGGGAUGUGGUCAGCUGGUAUCCUUGGUGUGAUCUGUGCCGGCUUGUACACAGUCUUUGAAAAAAAGAAAUGGUUGGAUGGAGUGGGAGGUCGCCUUGGAUUCAUCGCUCAGUGCGCCUGCACCCUUCAGUUCUUGGUAUCAGCACCGCAACUGUUCAAUGCUCCAAAUGCCGCGGCCUCCUUUAUCGGCGAAGCUCCCAAGUUGGCCACAUUGCUGGCCGAUCUUCCAACGGUAAUCAGCUUUACCAUGCUUGGAGCUCUCUUUGUUCGAUACUGGAAAGAUGCCAUGAUGGGAACCCAUAUUGACAUUGCCCAUUCGCAUGGUUCUAGCUUUUCCUUCUUGGGUCGGUUGUCGAAUCGUUUCUCUCUCAGCGUUACAAGAAGGUUGGCCACUUCUGUCGGUGCCGUGGGAGCAACUGGAUUGCUUGCCAGCCUUUUGCUUCCCGCAUCUGUGGCUGGACCUGCCUUCUGUGGUGCGUUUAUUGCCAAGUCCGCUCCAAAGGUUCUACCAACUGUCAACUCUUUGGUCCCUGCCUGUAUCUUUGCGGGUAUUGCCCAGCAGGCUCUGUCUGGUGUCAUGCUCGGGGGCUGGGGCGGAAAGCUCGGCACAGGUGCCUUGAUGGGAGUCCUGGGCUACACCUUGAUCAGAAACCAUGAUGAUUUGUUGCUUUUGGAGGAAAAUGACUUGGAAGGCGAGCUGCCUGAAGAAACCAUGGUCAAGGCAUUCGGAGAAGCCACCACCAGCGACACUGAGGCUCAACCACGUCGAGAAGUUCCAGGCACCAGUAGCGAACCAAGCAUGAUGCAGGCAAGUGAUGAGCCAAGCAUUUUGCAGACAACGCAGGAGCCGACCGUACCAGCCCAACAAGUGCCUGUGGUGCAAGCAGCCGCAGAGCCUGCCAUGCCAGAAGCCCAGGCUGCGGUUGACACACCUGCUCCCGCAGAGCCUUCAAUGGUAAACCGACAAGUGUACACAUACAAGGCAGCAAACCAGGCGCCAGUUUUGAGGUCCAGCGUUGCUUCAGUCGAUGAAAGCGUGAAGAUGUCGGUGCUGAUGGCAGUUGAAGGCAAAAUGGAAACUGAUGCUAGCAGCGCAGGAGCGGAAGACCACGGCAGGGAAUCGGAAGAGCCCACUGAAGUUACCCGUACGCCAGUGUAUUCAUUCAAGGCUGACAACCAGGCGCCUGUGCGCAAGACCAGUGUGGCUUCAUCGGAUGACAGUAUGGAGAUGUCUGUUCUUUUGACUGUUGAAGGUAAGCUGGAAGACGAUAUCGCAACACAGUCACUACCACGAGAGAACGACAGUGAGGUUCAAGAAAAUGUUGAGGCAGCACCCCAGGCGAGCUACUACGAAGUGCGAAGGCCAUCAUACGAAACCACAUCAAACGAAGCUCCCAGGAGAGAUGUACCAAUGCGAUCUUUCCAAGCAGAUGCCCCUGUCUUUGCCAGCGAAGGGAACCAACGUGAAUACGCAGUGCCCGCUGUGAUCCCGGUUCGUCAAGAAGUUAUGCCCAGCAGCGUAGAGAUUGGGCCACACCUUUGA